AUGACCAUCUUUGUAGGCUGCAACAGAGAGCUGCAAAUCAGCGACUACAGUCCUGCGCACAGGCUCGUUGCGUAUGGCGCGAGGAAUGCAAUCGCCCUGUGGCGGCCUGGCGAGAUGCACCGCGGCGUGCUGUCCACGGCAAAGGCCCAUACGGCGCAUGUCGUCGCUGUCAAAUGGGUGCCAGAAUCGCCAUAUCUAGUGUCUGCAGCCGAGGACCACAGCGUCAAGGUCUGGAGAUUUAGCAGCGAGACUACAUCGCUCGAUGUGGUGCACGAUUUGCCGGCCCACAACGCCAGUGUCACUGCCCUGGCCGUGACCAAGGAAUUUCUUGUCACCGGCGGUGCGGAUGGCAAGAUCAAGGUCUGGACAUUCGCAGACGGGCCUUCUGUGCGGCUGGUGGCUGAGCAGAAUGUGACGCCUGGAUUUUUCCCGCUCUCGCUCGCGCUCGUUACCGUGGAGCCAGGAAAGCACGUUCUUUUCGCCGGAGGGUCCAAGCCGCAGUUCCAUGUGUUUUCGCUUGCUGCCAACGGCCCGUUGCAACACUGUGCCACACUCCCCGGCCAUGAGGACUGGAUCAAGGCCAUUGCCAUAAAAAAACAGGGCCCCGACGAGUUUCUUGUCGCUUCUGGCUCUCAGGACAGAUACAUCCGGCUGUGGAAGCUGUGUUUGAACGACGCCAUCUCCAAAGCCGACACUUCGAACCAGCUGGGACUGCUGAUGAACAAGCAGCACUUUUUCGACAUUGACGACACAACUAAGUGCGCCAUUAAUUUUGAGGCCAUCAUCAUGGGCCACGACGACUGGAUUUCGAGCCUCGUCUGGCACCCGUCGAAAACCGUGCUACUAUCCUCGUCUGCAGAUACGUCGAUUAUGAUUUGGGAGCCGGACGAAAGCAGUGGUGUCUGGGUGUCGUCAAUGCGUCUCGGAGAGAUGAGCAUCAAGGGUGCGUCCACAGCGACGGGGGCUUCUGGAGGUUUUUGGAGCGCGCUCUGGCUAUUUGAAAACGACACAGAAAUUAUCCUUGCAAACGGCAAAACCGGCUCUUUCAGAUGCUGGGCCCGAAAAGAUGGCUCAGACGACCAAUACGAGCAGCAGCCAUGUUUGACAGGCCCGAUGAAAGAGGUCACAGACGUGUGUUGGUCUCCUUCUGGGGAAUAUCUUCUUACUACGUCGCUCGACCAAACAACGCGACUCUACGCCAAAUGGCUACAAAAAGGCACCUGGCAUGAGUUUGCAAGACCGCAAAUCCAUGGCUACGACAUGAUUUGCGUCAAACCGAUCUCAAACUCCCGGUUCGUCUCUGGCGGCGACGAAAAAAUCAUGCGGUCGUUCGAUGAGCCUAAGGCCGUCGCAGACAUGCUCCAAAGACUCUGUGGCGUCGCCUCCGAUGAUGUCGACGCCAUGCCGGCCAGCGCGUCACUGCCGGUGCUUGGUCUGUCCAAUAAAGCAGAAACAGAGACGGAAAAUCAAGAGCCAACCUCCGACGACGAGACGGCAGAUAACGGGGCCCAGACAGCCAACUUGUCAACCAAACUGCUAGGACAAUUGGAAACGCCGCCUUUGGAAGACAUUCUUCAACGACACACGCUCUGGCCGGAGAUCGAGAAGCUGUACGGCCACGGUUUCGAGAUCACCACUCUGGACGUGUCUCCGGACGGAAAACUGAUAGCCUCGGCGUGCCGAUCGAACGUGCCGUCCCACGCAGUUAUCAGACUGUUUAGAAUAGACUCUUGGCUCCAGAUAACGCCGCCGUUGGCCGGCCACGACCUCACCAUCACCAGACUUCGCUUCUCGCCAGAUGGUGGCUACCUGGUGAGCGUGUCACGUGACCGGAAAUUCACGUUGUGGAGACGAAGCGGCGAGUUUGGGUACGAACUGGUGGAAAAGCGCGAGAAGGCGCAUUCCCGGAUCAUCUGGGACGUGUGCUGGCUGCCGUUUAAGGGCGAGGCGGCUUAUUUCGCCACAGGAUCGCGAGAUAAAUCGGUCAAGCUGUGGCGAGUGGCGCCUGCUGGAGAGGUCGAGAUGGUGGGUAGCGUGAAGCUCGCGGCACCCGUGACGGCGUUGGACUGCUACAACCAGACAAUUGAUGGGUCGGCUCUGGUGGCCGUGGGACUCGAAAAGGGCCAGAUCUCGACGUACACGGUGGAUAUGCAAGGCAAUUUCGAACUGGUGCAACAGCUGGACGAAAAAAACGUGCCGGAUGACAAGGUCACGCGGCUGAACUGGUGUCCAAAGCCCGAAAAUGCAGACGAGCUGCUGCUAGCGGCAGGAAGCGGCGACUGCUCUGUGCGGAUUUACACUGUUGCGACGCGUCGAUCGACGCCAAGCAUCUAA
Messenger RNA from Ogataea parapolymorpha DL-1, 2334 nucleotides. RefSeq names its product Elongator complex protein 2. Bases 1 to 2334 code for a protein of 777 amino acids. NCBI's taxonomy places the organism in Eukaryota, Fungi, Ascomycota, Pichiomycetes, Pichiales, Pichiaceae. Gene Ontology annotation, cellular component: elongator holoenzyme complex. The transcript has a single exon. The record is from RefSeq and is a predicted model, not a curated record. Gene Ontology annotation, molecular function: protein binding. Gene Ontology annotation, biological process: tRNA wobble uridine modification.